Molecule: messenger RNA, 782 nt
Organism: Phyllostomus hastatus (greater spear-nosed bat)
Lineage: Eukaryota; Metazoa; Chordata; Mammalia; Chiroptera; Phyllostomidae
Gene: PPIH
Product: peptidylprolyl isomerase H
Exons: 10
Coding region: 64-597 (177 amino acids)
Biological process (GO): protein folding; protein peptidyl-prolyl isomerization
Cellular component (GO): intracellular membrane-bounded organelle
Molecular function (GO): peptidyl-prolyl cis-trans isomerase activity
Source: RefSeq, a predicted model, not a curated record
CCGGGGUCGGUGUUAGGUUCGCCGGAACCUCGCUCUCCUGACUUCUGCUUCCGGGUCGGAGCCAUGGCGGUGGCAAAUUCAAGCCCUGUCAACCCUGUGGUGUUUUUUGAUGUCAGCAUUGGUGGCCAGGAAGUUGGCCGUAUGAAGAUCGAGCUCUUCGCAGACGUUGUGCCUAAAACAGCCGAGAACUUUAGGCAGUUCUGCACUGGAGAAUUCAGGAAAGAUGGGGUUCCUAUAGGAUACAAAGGAAGCACUUUCCACAGGGUCAUAAAGGAUUUCAUGAUACAGGGUGGAGAUUUUGUUAAUGGAGAUGGUACUGGAGUUGCCAGUAUAUACCGGGGACCAUUUGCAGAUGAAAACUUUAAACUUAGACACUCAGCUCCAGGCCUGCUUUCUAUGGCAAACAGUGGUCCCAGUACAAAUGGCUGCCAGUUCUUCAUCACCUGCUCUAAGUGUGAUUGGCUGGAUGGGAAGCACGUAGUGUUUGGGAAAAUUAUUGAUGGACUUCUAGUGAUGAGAAAGAUUGAGAAUGUUCCCACGGGGCCCAACAAUAAGCCCAAGCUGCCCGUGGUGAUCUCACAGUGUGGGGAGAUGUAGUACCAAGCAAGACUGAAUCAGACCUCUGGGUCUCCGAUGAGCAAGAUAAUCUGCACUGGUCCUUGUGUCUGCUUCCUGGCCUGCCAAUGCCCUGUUUGAUCAAGAGACCUUGGAAGUAUCACAGAUUGAACCCAAGAUUUUCCCUGUUUUUCAACUGUAAAUAAAGGUGUUUUUGUUUGUUUGUU